This is a messenger RNA of Cryptosporidium ubiquitum, 249 nucleotides long. Its product is annotated as 40s ribosomal protein S21. Bases 1 to 249 code for a protein of 82 amino acids. Gene Ontology annotation, cellular component: cytosolic small ribosomal subunit; ribosome. Gene Ontology annotation, biological process: endonucleolytic cleavage to generate mature 3'-end of SSU-rRNA from (SSU-rRNA, 5.8S rRNA, LSU-rRNA); translation; endonucleolytic cleavage in ITS1 to separate SSU-rRNA from 5.8S rRNA and LSU-rRNA from tricistronic rRNA transcript (SSU-rRNA, 5.8S rRNA, LSU-rRNA). Gene Ontology annotation, molecular function: structural constituent of ribosome. The record is from RefSeq and is a predicted model, not a curated record. Lineage: Eukaryota; Apicomplexa; Conoidasida; Eucoccidiorida; Cryptosporidiidae. The transcript has 2 exons.
AUGCAGAACAUUGAAGGAAAGAUUGUUGAUUUAUAUAUCCCAAGAAAGUGCUCAGCAACCAAGAGAUUAAUUUCAUCAAAGGAGCAUGGAGCUGUUCAAAUCGACGUUGCCUUAGUUGAUGAUGAAGGAGUUGCAACUGGCCAGUUCGUUAGUCUCGCAAUUUCUGGAGCUGUUAGACAGAGAGGAGAAAGUGAUGCAUGUUUGAAUCGUCUAUUAAACGAAAAACAAAUGCUUAGCUUCUCCAGAUAA